UCAGAUUACUCUGCAGCGAAAACACGCACGAGCUUCUGCAGAGCGGCAGAGAGACAGGCGCGCGCGGCGGAGAUGACACUCUGAAAAUCUGCUCCCUGAAGUUCAGCCCCUCCUAAUCGACUUCCAGAAGCGUCCGUCCAGGAGAGAAGAAGGAGAGAGCCGUCGCCAACAUGUUCAGCACCAAAAGGCUGAAGAAGAAGUCCCAGUCGGUGGAUAUCGCUCCUCAAGGCUUCCCAGCCAGCCUGAUCCCGGGGCUGUCCUUAAACCGGUCCUCACCACCUGUUGCUAGGACAACCACGUUUGAGGUUCAGGAAAACAACACCACUAAUUCCCAGCGGCGCAGUCCACGAUGCAGCGAGCUGAAGAGAGGCUACACCAUAGAUACGGGCCAGAAGAAGACCCCCGACAAGAAGGACGCCAGCCGCCGCAUGUCCUUCCAGCGACCCAAGGGGACCAUCGAGUAUUCUGUGGAAUCGAGGGACACUCUGAACAGCAUAGCGCUGAAGUUUGACACCACCCCCAACGAGCUGGUUCAGCUAAACAAGCUCUUCUCCAGAGCCGUGGUCCCCGGCCAGGUUCUGUAUGUUCCUGACCCCGAGUAUGUGUCCAGUGUGGGCAGCUCCCCCUCCCUCAGCCCCAUCAGCCCCCUGUCCCCCACCUCCUCAGAGGCUGACCUAGAGAAGGUGACGGACUCUGAUGGAGCGCCCCGCUCGGAGGCUCCGGCCUCCAUCCCGCCGGUGUUCUCUGCCCUGCGGCCCUCCCGAGUGGUCUCCUCCACCUCUGAGGAGGAGGAGGCGCUGACGGAGAAGUUCCUGAAAAUCAACUGCAAGUACAUCACAGAUGGCAAGGGAGUAGUAAGUGGAGUUUUGCUGGUGACACCCAACAACAUCAUGUUCGACCCUCACCGGACAGACCCCCUGGUUCAGGAGCGAGGCUGUGAGGAGUACGGCAUCAUGUGCCCCCUGGAGGAGGUGCAGUCUGCGGCGGUCUACAGAGAGAUCACCGACAGCAAGAUCCGCGAGUCGGUUCCCCCGGAUUUGGACGUGUUGUUCUCAGGACCCCCUCAACAGGGGGAUAGCCGUCUGCGGGAGGGCUACGACAGUGCCAGCACCGCCCCUCGGAGCACAGAGGGCUCCCUCUCUGAAGACGUCUUCACCGAGUCGGAGCUGUCGCCCAUCCGCGAGGAGCAGCAGUCCACCGAGGAGCUCCGUCAGGAGGACAAGUCCUCAGGCGCCUCCUCCGAGUCCGUCCAGACAGUCAGCCAGGCACCGCUGGCAUCAGAGGGCGCCCGAAGCCCCAUCAGCAAGCCGGAGGGAGAGGAGGCGGCCAGGGCCAAGGAGGGCGAGAAAGCAGAAAAAGAGCAAGGAGUACAGCCAGCCAGCGACACUGCCGAGCCCCGCUCCUCACUGGGCUCCAAACAGCACAGCCAGGAGCAGCCAAGCACACCUAGCAGCAGGGACCAGCAGCAGCAGCAGGCUGGAGGAUCUCGCACAGCCUCCCAGAGCUCCAUCACUGGAGCUACAGAGGAGGCCGCGGGCCAGCAGAGCGCCCCAGACGGGGCCAGACUCACCCGAGAGGGUACCCAGGACUCGGAGACAGAUGUGGAGGAGCUGAGGAAGAUGUGGAAGAGUCACACUAUGCAACAAGCCAAGGAGCAAAGGGAAAAUGUGCAGCAUGCUCAGAAGGACAGCGUGCCGCCUAAGAGCACCCAGAGGCUGGGCUCUGCAGAGGGUCCAGUCACAGUGUCCAGGGAGAGGAAGAUGUCCAGGUCUCAUAAGUUCCUGUGCCUGCGGGUUGGAAAGGCCAUGAAGAAGACUUUUGUGUCCAACGCCAGCGCCUCCAUGCAGCAGUAUGCCCAGCGUGACCGCAAGCACGAGUACUGGUUCUCUGUGCCCCAGGAAAGGUCAGACCACCUCUACUUGUUCUUUAUCCAGUGGAGCCCAGAGUCAUUCGGGGAUGGCAUGGGGGGCAUUACCCGUGAGCCCGGCUUUGUGGUAGUGAAGAAGAUUGAAGAAUCGGAUGGCAGCGAUGAGCAGACAGCAUCAGACAUCUCGCCCAAGGAGUGGGAGGUAGUGUCAGUGACUGAGUACCACCGCCGGAUCGAUGCGCUAAACAGUGAGGAUCUGCGUGCCCUGUGCAAACGGCUCCAGAUCACCACUAAGGAGGAGGUGAACUCCAAACAUGGCACGUCCAUCACAGCCAGCCUGGAGCCAGAAACCUUCAAGCCCAACAUGACUGAACCCAGUGAUCUGCUGGAGGCUGAGCAGAUUGAGAAGUUGGCCAAGCAUCUCCCACCCAGGACCAUAGGCUAUCCCUGGACUCUGGCCUUCAGCACGUCUAAACAUGGCAUGAGCAUCAAGACCCUGUACAGGAUCAUGCAGGGGCAGGACUCUCCUGUCCUGAUGGUCAUUAAGGACAGUGAUGGACAGGUGUUUGGGGCAUUAGCAUCGGAGCCCUUUAAAGUCAGCGAUGGAUUUUAUGGCACAGGAGAAACCUUCCUCUUCAGCUUCUUCCCAGAUUUUGAGGCAUAUAAAUGGACAGGGGAUAACAUGUUCUUCAUUAAAGGGGACAUGGACUCUCUUGCAUUCGGUGGAGGAAGUGGUGAGUUUGGAUUGUGGCUGGAUGGAGAUCUCUACCAUGGCAGGAGUCACUCCUGCAAAACCUUUGGGAACCCUAUGCUCUCCAUGAAGGAGGAUUUCUUUGUGCAGGACAUCGAAAUCUGGUCGUUCGAGUAGGCCGUUCCCGGAGAGAGACCGAGGGAAGGGGAGAGAAAGAGAGGUAGUGACAGAUCCAGUCGGGAAGAGAACGCCAACCAGACGCCCCUGUGCCCGGCAGUGUCCCAAACCUUAUCAAGCAUCACUUUUGGCUCCCAGGAAGCCUGAUAAAGAAGCAUAAUCUCACUAUGCUUGUCGUAUGUUACUCCUGCAUUUAAUACAAAGCUUUUCGUUUUUCCUCUAUUCGUGCUGUUACAGUGUGUGCUUCGUUCCAGAUUUUGGUGAGGAAGUAGUAGAGGGUGUGAUUUGAGUAGAGGAAAGCCAAGAUGAGGCGCCAUUACAGCAGCAAGCAUUCAGAUUCAGGUUCUGACGGACCAUCGGAGCAGUCUUUAACAUCAUGUAAGUGGAAAUGAUGAUGGUGGCAUAGGUUUGGGACGGCUUUAUAAACUGCCAGAGUCCAGACGACCCGAGCCAGUCGGUGCCGGGCCACCCUUUGGUUAGUCAAUAGGAUGUUACCAAUGCAUCGCUGGUCUCGCUGGAGACGGACGGAAAGAAAUCGAAACGACUACAAACACAUUCCCGCGCCCUCAGAGACAGUACAGACGUUCUGGGAGCGAACGGAACGCCGGGAUUAAAAGGCGACGUCCGUCUGUCCGGAAGAGCAGAAAAAAGGUGUACAUCUGCAGUUUCUUCUGAAGAGAAAUUAUUCGAGUGUCGUGAAUUCUGUAGUCUUUCUGUCGUUCACCGUCAUAGAUCCACCACGUCGAAGCACAUAGCCCUUAAUCUGAGAGGAAAAAAAAUCCCAUUGUCGUAAUGUUCUGUUAAGUGGGUGUACGUGUGAGUUCGGCUUCCUCCGCGCGCGGAGGUUUGUGUGUACUGUUCGUAGACAGUAAUGUGUCGCAAUAGAUUUUGUGGAAUAUGCAAAUUACUGUCCUUGUAACCUCAAUAAUCCAGACGGGGUCUUUUGUCUUCUCUUCCCGUCGCUCUUUCAAACAGAACUUUUAAAAGCUUUUACGUCUCGACGGAACAAUUGCUUUUCUGGGUAUCAUUCGAAAAGCCGGAGAUGUGGUUUAAUUGUUUUUCAUAAAUAUGAUGACAAUUAUAAAUAUAUAUAUAUAAAUUAAUAUAUAUAUGCAUAAAUAUAUUUAUGUAUAUAAUUAUAUAUCAGAUUAUAUAUAAUUAUAUGUAUUGCUGUUAAGUGUGACAGUGAUCUUUUUUGUGCUGAUAUCUCAGCUGUUAUACCAAUAUAAUGUACAGUAUAUUAUUACCCUGUAAAUUAAUGCUUAAAUAAAUAGUAGAUCUGUUCAUAUAUAUAUAUAUAUAUAUAUAUAUAUAUAUAUAUAUAUAUAUAUAUAUAUAUAUAUAUAUAUAUAUAUAUAUAUAUGGUUUUGCUUCUAGCACUUUAAUCUAGUUUAAAGCCAGAUUCUUUGGGCUUUAUUAGCAGUAGCUGUACAGGGUUACUUUAUUUUUUUCUCUUUUUAAUUUUUUAAUUUUAUUCGUCUGUUUAGAUGAUGACAGAUGUUAGCUGUUUAUGAAAAGCUAGCUGCUGCUACGCUAUCGGGAAGAAUAAGCCAGGUGUAGCUACAGCAGUGCGCCGAGCCGAGUGUCGGCGAGUGACCGUUGGGUUUUGGGUCUCCCCUCACGUCCUGUCCCAGUGCUGUGUCUUUUGUCGGUGUGUAGCCUCACUGUUAACAGAUUGAGGGGGGGUGUUGGAAGGGGGGGUCGGGAGGGUGAGGAAAAUAUAUAACUCCAUCCUUUUCCACCCUUCUGGCGAGAUGUGUCCUUGAAGUCACAGACUAGAUCCAGCGUGAACAAAUGCUCCAGCUGAUUCACUGGAAUACAAUGUAACAGUGAUGUAAAAAAAAUAAUAAACAAGUAAAUAACUAAUAAAAUAUGAAUAAAUUAUUGUAAUCUUGGAUAUAACA
Messenger RNA from Astyanax mexicanus (Mexican tetra), 4639 nucleotides. It is a transcript of the gene oxr1a, whose product is annotated as oxidation resistance 1a. Lineage: Eukaryota; Metazoa; Chordata; Actinopteri; Characiformes; Acestrorhamphidae. The transcript is spliced from 17 exons. The record is from RefSeq and is a predicted model, not a curated record. Gene Ontology annotation, cellular component: nucleus. Bases 171 to 2735 code for a protein of 854 amino acids. Gene Ontology annotation, biological process: response to oxidative stress.